This is a messenger RNA of Armigeres subalbatus, 5204 nucleotides long. Its product is annotated as protein DDB_G0276689. Bases 1438 to 2541 code for a protein of 367 amino acids. The transcript is spliced from 2 exons. NCBI's taxonomy places the organism in Eukaryota, Metazoa, Arthropoda, Insecta, Diptera, Culicidae. The record is from RefSeq and is a predicted model, not a curated record.
CAGACAUGGGUAGCCAACUAAUCGAUGUACCUAUCGGAACUGAGCGAAUAAGCUGUGAGUGCCAGCGUUUGUGCACUCACUUGGCAUGGAGGUCGUCACGAUAGGUAUGUUGUUAGCUCUGGCACAACGACUGGUGUUGUCGUCUUCGUCAGUCGCUCGGUCGGUCAGUCUCUGAACAGCCUAUCUACGAACAGCACGCAAAAGCGGUGUUCUUCCGUCAAUCGAGGUCGCGUGUCAAUUCAAAUAUACAACUUGAUACAAGAGAGUAGUGGACUACAACAACAAUUAAUUAGAAUAUUUAAAGACUGUGUGUGGACAGUGGAAGUCUGUUUUUGGAAGAGGAUCCUGUCAGUGGUUAAGGGAUGUCCUGAUACAACGGCUACAAAGGAUAGUAUUUUUGGUGACAUUUCCGCGCCGGCCGAGUGUGGGACUUCAUCCCUUAGUUAAAAACGCAAGAGGGAGAGUAAUCAGAAUUGUGACGAAUAUUGAACAGUCAGUGAAAGUGAAAACUAUCAUCCGGAAGCCUCCCGGUGGAACAUCUCAAUCAAGCAAAAUAUUAAAUAGCUCUCCCCGAAAAUAGAGAAAAUAGAGUGAAUGGUCUGAAAACGAAUAAAAGUGUGAGCGAAAAACAGCCCCAAAUCCUAGGCGCUGAGGCACACGCAGCAGCAAGUGUGUAAACGUGCGCCAAGCGUGAAGUGGAGUGUAGUGAGAGAAGACCGAGAGCGAGCAUAGACAACGCAAGGAAAAGUGAAGGAGUAAUAGCAGCCGAAGCAGCAAAUCUUGUGUCUUAAAACGGUUAAUAAGAAACAGCUAACGGCAAGGUCGUAUCUCGCCACACUGUGUUGCUUCGCGGUGACGGUGAGAAGAAACGAAGCGGAGCAGCACGCGCAAAAGUGAAGGAAAGACGAAAAUUGCCGUUCAGCAACCAGAGAGGAGAGUCGAAGUAGUGUAGAGGAAACGGCGACGAAACAGACUAGCCCCUCCUGCGUUCCCUUCCAUUGGAUUGUGAUUAGGAAACUACACUCUGACUGGCAAAAAAAAAUGAUCGAAAAAGUGCUAGCAAAUUAAUUUGGAACGGGGACUACAAAGUGUGCUGUGAGGUUUUCGGCGUAUCUUUCGUGAAGAUUAUCCGGAUCGACCCGCAAUCAAAAUAACCAGAGACUUGUGUGAAGCUCGUCGCGCAAAAGACUGUGAUUUUACAAAAGAGAAACUAUUUACGGGUACGGUGCACGCACGGUGCCAAUCGAAAGUAAAGAAGCAGUGCCGACGAGAAGAUAUGAAAUAGGCAAGUGAUUCGAGCUUGCAGCGUAGGGAGUGUAAAGGCAAAAAUUGAGCAAACAUUCUUUUAAAAAAAUCGCAAAGACAACCGAACCAUUUUUUUUGGAAAUUAGUGCAUUUGUUCAACAAGUUCAAAGGGGCAAAACCACAAACCAAAUUAUGACCCUGCCGUGCAACAAUACUUCGAACAUUGCCGAAGACGAUUCGGACAUGUUUGGACCACCACACACAUCGCCGCCGAUCCGACGGAAUCGGCCGAAGGUGCCAAUGAUUUCGGCCCAGUUGCGAAUGCGUGAGGUACGCAAGCGAAUUCUUCAGCUGUGCGUCCACAAGCUGGAAAGGAUCAAGAACUCGGAACGGAAUUUGCGACGAUCGGUUUGCAUCAACAACACUUACUCCCGGCUGACGGACGACAUCCGGCGGGAGAAGCAACAAAAAUACAUGACGCUGAAUCAAAUGACCAAAUCUGACACCCAUGGAAAGACAAACAGUGACAGCACAAAUAACAACAAUCUCAGUGUCAACAACAAAAACAAUGAAAAUCUUAACAGCAGCAAUCACCAACUGCGACCAGAUGAGUUUUCGAACAAGCGCAACAACAGUGACAGCAGUAUUAACAGCAACAAGUCAAGUGCAGUCGAAGAAUCAAAAAUACCAAAACAAAAAUCCUCCUCGGUGGAGACUGACUUGGAAACGCUAGACCGAGAGCUGUGUGCAUUAGAUGCCGCAAUGCCACUGGUGGAUCCGGAAAUUACCCAAGGCGCCGAACAGCUCGAACAGGCCAUGGUGUCCAGGAAACGCAAGUACUCCCAAAUGGAAGACGAAGACAACGAUCGCCUGGUACGAGAGGCGCUAUCUCAGUUCUACCUGCCGAGCAACAGACUGCUGUCUGGUAUCGAUGAUUGUCCCUCGCACCUACUUGGUUCCAACUCCUCGCCUUCGAUUGAUGUUAAGCGCACCAAAGUUGAUCUCCUGGAUAACAGCAUCCAUCAUCACCAUCAUCAUCAUCAUCACCCCUUUCACUCACUGCCGGACCUGAAUGCAGCCCUCGAACUCUCACACCACAGCCAUCAGCAUCAAAAGGACUUUGAAGUGAUCAUGGAUGCGCUGAGGAUAGGUGCUGGAAGCGCCAUGACCGGUGCGACCACUAACGGCUGUAAUCUCGUCGGUAACAUCGACUCCUGCGGUCAAGCAGCAAUGAUGAUGAGCGGCGAUACUGGUAGCGUGUUCCACAACCUGGUGGUUACUUCACUGGAAACUUGAAAGUAGGCCAGCGCCACUGCACACAUUCCCUAUCAGUACCGUUCACGCUGUCGCCAUUGCAUCUCGCUGGUGCAACACGGCAAUACGAAACAUCGGUGAGAUCGAUAGGGAUCUGCAAUAUCCUCAAUAGUACUAAAGAAAAACCUUCUCAUAGCGAGGGCUUGGAAAGGGAAAACUUCGCAUUGAUUCUAACUUAUUUGGGCGUAUCGCUUCAUUAUUUAAAAACUCAUACGCAAAAAACGCAAUUUUUCAAUAGCACAUUAGCGAUAUAGGAAAAUAUUUAUGAAAUUCUUUAAAUCACGAUGAAAAGGAGAAAAAACGCUAAUAAAUCGCAGUUCAACACUAGCUCACUCAGACAAACAAAUCCAUACAUAGUAGGCGUCAUCGCUGUGCAGCGCAACGCAGUAGGUGUCGAUAUUUUGCGUCGAUCGCCAAAGAAACGCGCGUGCCACGCUAAACAAAAACAACAAAAAUGAGGAAAAAUGUAAGUGAAAGUGCAAGAAAAACUCCAUGAUCGUCAUCGUCGUCGUCGUGCACGGUUUAUUGCUGCCCGAUGGUGAUGAUCAUGGAUGUUUUGGCAUAUAUUUCUAAGCGCGACAGCAAUGAAUAAAAGAAACUAUCAGUUGAAUAUAGUGGCAGCCCUGCAGCUGGCAAAGCACGGUUGAGUAAUCGUUGCGAACGAGCCUUCAUUUCAACUGUUCCUGUGUGAGUGCUUGUGGAGGUGUCAAUUGAACGUCACGCGUCAAAUUCAAAUCAACUCGUUGCCAAAAUUAACACGUUUUUAAUUUAUAAAUAAAAAGCAAGCAAAACUCGCAUACUUCUUUCGUUUAGACUCAUGGAGCACCUACAAACCGCUUACAUUCGAAUUGUUCGUUCUUUUUUACGUUGACCUUAAACCAGAUUGUUUUCAUGUUCCAACAAAUCGGAAACAAUCCGAAUGAACGCAACACUAAACCCGAAUAGAAGAAGAAAAAUUAAUAGUAAACAAAAUCUGUGAUAUUAGUCGUGUAAGGUGCGUAUAAGCUAAUGCAGACACAUUUAAAAUUAAAUAACAUUAUAGAUAAAAUGAAUCAAUUGCAAUUUCAAAGCAGAUGAAAAAAUCGCAAAGCAGAUGCAAUAGUCCGACACUGAAAGAGAAUAAGAUGCGUGAUAAAUAAAUGAAGAAUUUAUUUUUCUUCUCGAACACCUCAAAGUGCAUAACUAAAAAUCAAACUAUUCCAAGAUUAAGAGAGAAAAUCAAGCGCAAGUUCUAUUAGCGCGUUCCUUGAAUAUUUUUUUUUAGUUGGAGAAGACAAAAUAAUAAUUUCGUAGAAUUUCAACUAUUUCAUAACGAAAUGCCAAGUGAAAGACCAAGUGUAGAUCAACAAUUAAAACAAGCAUGUAAACUGUCAGGUUUCAAAGCAUCCACAGUUUCAUCUGCAGUGGACAUGUGCUUAAAUGUACGUAAAGACCAAAGCAAAUUUGUUUAAACAACCCUUCCAGUCGAUCGAAUGACAAUUCCCAUUUAGAUAGAACUUCACACAGGCAUUACAAAUUAACCAAAUAAAUAUAUUGGUGGAAAAUGACAAACGACAAUUGCUUUAAGUUUAGCCUUUCUCGUAUUUGUUACCGUAUUGAGUGAAAGUUGGCAUUGCUUCAUGGCGAUACUGUAUUCUAAUAUGUUGAUAUCUGUUGUUUUCCUCUGCUAAAGUGUAAACAUUCCGACGAUUAACAACAAAUAUGCAACAGAUUUGCGUAGCAAAUUGCAUCUAAAUCGCAAUCGGUACUUAAGUGAAUGAGAUAAUUAAAAAAAAACAACUUUUGCCAAUUUUUUGGACCAAAAUAACGCCACGCGUUCUAAAUGUCAAAAAUCUACUCAGUACGAUCGGUGAAUUAGAACUAACAACAUCAGCAAAGCGAGAACCAUCAAACAAUGUAUAAAAAAAACCCAAAGUGCUUGAAUUUGUUGAAUUGAAAUUACCCGUUUUACCUGGUAAGAGAAAAAAGAAACAAAAUACACACAACUAAACUAUAAACAAACUAUAUUUGUAAGAAACAAGAUAAGCAUCAUGCAACAUCUCUUAAAAGGAGAGUUGACGAAGGAAUCAAAGUUUACCAAGCCAUUUAAGUGUCACUUCUGUUGCUAUUAACUGCUAUUUCUUUUUGAUUAUUAUUAUUAGUUCAUUGUUCACGUUGUACGAAUUCUCGGAUUUGUUUAUAAGGUUAACCACACCAAAAACCAUCUUCCAAAAAAAACAAAACUUACAUUGUACAACGGAAUUCCUCCGGUAAACUUAAACUUUCUUUCAAGGCUGUUCAUCACAACGAUAGCAGCAAGUCAAACAAAAACUCAAUGUUUUAGGUUUUUAGCUCUAUUGUUUCUCUUCUUUAGUCUGUUAUUUGUUUUACUGACUUUAGUUCAAUUUUUCCUCAUCUUCCUAUUAGUUAUAGUAAUUUUAAAACGAGUUAAUUUAUGAAAAUUACAUUAUUAUACAAAUACGAUACGUUAGUAGUGUUGAACAAAUGCAAAUGCAGACGGGCAAACCGUUUACAUUGAUCUAAAGUAAAUUUACGAAAAUAAAACCUAUUGAAAAAGUAAAUAAAUAACAAUAUACACUCAUAAGGACACUUAUUGUUGUAGUAGAAUUUUAUCUUCACAAUAAAUGUACCUGGGAAAAUCUUAA